This is a messenger RNA of Cyprinodon tularosa, 987 nucleotides long. RefSeq names its product ectonucleotide pyrophosphatase/phosphodiesterase 6 (gene enpp6). NCBI's taxonomy places the organism in Eukaryota, Metazoa, Chordata, Actinopteri, Cyprinodontiformes, Cyprinodontidae. The record is from RefSeq and is a predicted model, not a curated record. The transcript has 6 exons. The annotation marks the transcript as partial.
CCUGUGGAGCUGGUUGACAGUUGCCUUUUGUAUCUCUGCUUCUUUUUCUUUUUAGGCUGUCACUGUGAAACCCAUCAGAUGAUUGGAAAUUACAUGUGGGAUGUAACCUCCAACAAGGAGUUCCUUAUUGGAACCAACCCUGACAGUCGCUUGUCUCUGUGGUGGAACGGAUCAGAACCUCUCUGGGUCACCAUGCAGAAACUGGGGAAGAAGGUUUUCAUGUAUUUCUGGCCUGGCUGUGAAGUGGAGAUUCUGAAUGUUCGUCCAUCAUUCUGUGAGGAAUAUGUUUAUAAUCCAUCAGAAAUGAAUAUUACGCAGUCCAUCAGCAAGGCGCUGGCUGUGCUCAGUUCAGGCCAAGCAGACAUGGCCGCCAUUUACUAUGAGAGAAUCGAUGUGGAAGGUCAUCACUUUGGUCCAGAGUCUCCUCAGGUCAGAACGGCGGUGAGAGACCUGGAUGCCGUCAUGCAGACACUGAACCAGAAAAUUAAGGAAAGCAAGAUGGUGAACCAGCUGAAUGUGCUGCUAUUUUCAGACCACGGUAUGACGAAGAUCCAGUGGAUGGAAAAGGUGAUAGAGCUGGAUAAAUAUAUAGACAUGUCCGACAUAGUGAAGAUGAUGGACAGAGGACCAGUGGUCAGCCUGUGGCCCAAGAAUACCUCGUACCAAAAGGUUUAUGCUGCCUUGAGCCGCGUCCAGAACAUGCAUAUUUAUGCCAAGCAGGAAAUCCCUGAACGGUUCCAUUAUAAGAGAGGAAACUUUGUUUCCCCUCUCACACUGGUUGCUGAACCAGGCUGGUUCAUCACUAAGAACAAGGCGACGCUGCCCUACUGGAAAAAUGACUCAGGGGAGGCCUCAGCAUGGCAAAAUGGCUGGCAUGGCUAUGAUAAUGAGUUUCUGGACAUGAGAGGCUUUUUCUUGGCUGCAGGACCAGGUAAUUUAAAGCCUCGCCCACCUUCUACUGCUUUCACAUAAAGUUUAACACAAUGA